Molecule: messenger RNA, 911 nt
Organism: Penaeus vannamei (Pacific white shrimp)
Lineage: Eukaryota; Metazoa; Arthropoda; Malacostraca; Decapoda; Penaeidae
Source: RefSeq, a predicted model, not a curated record
AUGGGGCUUUCGUUUAGACAAGCCCGCGCGGUCAUCCAGGGAGCCCCCGAAAUCCACGUGCACACGGGGGUCACCCUGCGCCUCGACUGCACCGUGGAAUACGCCACGCAGCCCCCGACCUACAUCUUCUGGUUCCACAAUGGCAGCAUGGUGAACUUCGACCACCGGCGGAGCACCCUCACCGUCAGGAAGCACAAGUACGGGAGUUCCCUUGCGGUUACCAACGUUACCUGGGACGACGCCGGUUUCUACAGCUGCGAGCCCUACUUGGCAAUACCUGCUAAUCUCACGCUGCAUGUUGUUGCAGGAGAGAAGCACGCCGCCCUCCACAACGGCCAGAACGACAAUGUUGUGACUGAAGACGAGGUACCCCUUCGAACCGCUGGCUCCGCCCACCGCUUCCCUUCCUUGAUGCUGAUUGGCUCGCUGUGCUUAGUGUCCUUUCACUCCGUUUUCUUCCAAAUUCUGACCAGAGACAGAUUAUGAGUGCGAGAUAAGGUGACAAUGUGUGUGAAUAAAUGACAUUGUAAAUAAAAUAAAAAGAAUCAUGGUGUGUGUCUUAUAGUUGAUUUCUAAAAGACUAAAAUUUCAAUAAAAUGAUAAAUAAACAUAAAUAUUGGUUAUUUACAUGAACGUUUAUGGCAAAGACAGAGCUAACAAACAAGUGUAUGGACUGCUGGAACAAGCAAAAAACAGCUUUAUCACCGACCUUGUAUAAAUAAAUUACACUACCAAGGACUUUACAAAGAAAACAAUGAAAUCAACUAUUAUUUUUAAUACUCAUAACCCUUAUGUAAUGUUCAUGUUUAAGUGUUUAACUCUGUGUCUAUCUAAAAGGAUUUCUCAGUGUAAUAGAUGGGUAGGUCUUGUACAUCAGUGUAUUGGCGUACAAUACUUCACAGUAAUUAACA